UUUACUUGCUGAAACCCCACUAUCCGGCCCCUCCAGGACUACACGUACCAGCAUGCACCGCGCGACGCUGCUUCAGACUCCACUCUGCUGCUGCUGCUUCAGACUGCUGCAGAGCAUCGGAGGCGGUUGCCAUGGAGCCGGCCUGGCGACAGCAGGGCAGGGGGCGUGGCCGGAGUCAGGAGGUUCAGGGUGAAAGGUCACGACCCCAGCCGCAGAAGGAGAGAGAGAGGCCGGGGGUCGCCGCCGUCCCAGGCGGGUGGGGGGCGGGACGAGGAGGGAAGACGAAGUCAGCCACGACACCUGAACCUCAGCAUGGUGCGUCGGUCCAAUCCAAGUUCGAGGAGAUCAGGAAGUCCAACCAGGCUGCUGCUCAGCGAUUGGUGGAGAGCCGUAUCAGCUCCUCCUCCUCUGAUGAUGAUGAUGAUGAUGAUGAAGAUGCUGAUGUAGAGGUUGACCACAAGGAUGGAAAGAGGGGGAAGAUCCUGGCGUCGACCUUCACCACUUACACCAACCAGACAGGUGGUGAUGCUACCGGUCUGCUCAGGACCGGUCAGUACGUCAGCGACCUGUUUCAGUCUGGAGCUCUCACCUGUCUCAUCUGCAUCGCCUCCGUCAAGAGGACGCAGGCGGUGUGGAGCUGCUCCAGCUGUUUCUCCCUCUUCCACCUCCCCUGUAUUCAGAAGUGGGCCAAAGACUCGGCCUUCCUCGUCUCCUCCGUCACCGAUGAAGACUUCGGUCAGAAGCAGCAUCCCUGGCCGUGUCCAAAGUGUCGAGCAGAGUAUCCACCCACUGCCACGCCCAACAGGUACAUGUGUUACUGUGGGAAGCUGCAGGAUCCUCCAGCUGAUCCCUGGUUGGCUCCUCACUCCUGCGGCUCCGUCUGUCAAAAAGAGCUCAAACCCACCUGUGGACACACCUGUCUGCUGCUCUGUCACCCCGGUCCCUGCCCUCCGUGUCCAAAGAUGGUAUCUGUUUCCUGUCUGUGUGGCAAAGCUAAGCCCCUCCCCCGUCGCUGUAGCAACAAGGCCUGGUCCUGUCAGCAGACCUGCUGCAAGCUGUUACCCUGCAGACAGCACACCUGUACACAGCCCUGCCACACAGAGUGCUCUCCGUGUCCCAGAGUCAGUGUUCAGAGGUGUGUGUGUGGCAGAGAGGAGGCAGAGAGACCCUGCGCCAGCCCUCAGUGGAACUGUCAACAGGUGUGUGGCUCUCCUCUCUCCUGUGGGAAUCACACCUGUGAGGUUUUGUGUCACGAUGGCGUUUGUCCUCCGUGUCCUCGCUCCGUCAGCAGAUCCUGUCCCUGCAGCAAGACCAAGUCGUCUCUGCCGUGCACGGAGGAAGUGAUGCCGUGCGGCGACACGUGCGACCGCCGUCUGUCGUGUGGGAAACACACCUGUUCCAUGAGGUGUCACCGAGGGAGCUGCGAGACCUGCAGACAGGAGGUGGAGAAGGAGUGCAGGUGUGGGAAAUACAGGAGGUUGAUGUCGUGUCAUAAGGAAUACCUGUGUGACUCCAAAUGUCCAAAAACCAGAAGCUGCCAGAGACACCAGUGCAGGAGGAAGUGCUGCCCUGGUAACUGCCCUGCGUGUGACCAGAGCUGUGGUCGGACUCUGGGCUGUCGCAACCACAAGUGUCCCUCUGGCUGUCACCAAGGUAGCUGUUAUCCGUGUCCGGAGACGGUGGAGGUCAGGUGUACCUGCGGUUCGUCCGUCUUGGCCGUCCCCUGUGGGCGAGAACGGAGCACCAAACCGCCGCGCUGCAAAGAGACCUGCAGGUGUCCUCCGUCCUGCCACCACCCGACCAGAGAGACGCACCGUUGCCACCCGGCGCCCUGCCCCCCCUGCAGACAGCCCUGCCUGCUGCCGCUGCCGCGCUGCAGCCACACCUGUCCUCAGCCCUGCCACGACCGCGUGCUGGUCAAGUCCCAACAGGUGCAGCUAGCCGGUCCGUGGGAGCAGCCGUCCGAACCGGCGUUCGUUCAGAAAGCUCUGCCGUGUCCGCCGUGUCAAGUACCCAUAGCAACGACGUGUUUUGGAGAACAUGAGGUCAGCCCGGUGCCGUGUCAUCGCCAGGGUCGAUUCUCCUGUAAACGACCUUGCGGACGACCUUUGACCUGCGGAAAUCACACCUGCAGCAGGGAGUGUCACCUGGUUACCCACGGCAACAAGUGCGAGGUGUGUGAUGAGAGCUGCUCUAAGCCCCGCCCCCCCGGCUGUCCUCACCCCUGCUCCCGUCCCUGUCACCCCGGCAACUGUCCCACCUGCAGCCAGAUGAUCCGCCAACGCUGCCACUGCAAGAUCAGCAUGCUCUACGUGGAGUGCACGAAGUUGACAUCAGCUGAUGAACAGACGAAGGUGGCGUUGGGCUCCUGCAACAACCAGUGUCCUAAAGAGCUGAGCUGCGGACAUCGCUGUAAGCAGGUGUGUCAUCCAGGUGUGUGUGCAGAGAAAUGUCAGCAGAAGGUGAAGCUCAGGUGUCCCUGCAGGAGGAUCAAGAAGGAGUUCCCGUGCUCGCCGUCCGAUCAGUGUGUGGUUCAGUGUGACGACUCCUGCAGAGACCAGCAGAGGAAAGUCAGCCAGGUGAAGGAGGCGGAGCAGAAAGCAGCUCAGGAGGAGGAGCAGAAGAAACUUCAAGAGGAGCUGGAGGCGUUCGAGAAGCGCCAGCAGCGAGGAGGACGGAGGAGUAAGAAGCGAGGGAGGAGGGAGGAGGUGGAUGACGAGGGGGGGAGGGUGGCGAGGUGGUGGAGGAGGUGCGCUGCCUUCGUCCUCGUCCCGCUGGGCGGAGCUCUGCUGGCCGCCGCCGCCUACCACCUCCUGACCACGCCCUGAAGCAACACGUUAACAUAUGUGUUUCUAUUUUCACUCUCUUUUAUUUAACUCGGUUUCCUGCUCGUUUUGAUUCUGUACAUUAACGAAGUCCUUGUAUCGGACUGCUGUUUUUUCAUCGUAGUAGUUUUAAUUUAGUUUCUUUAAUGAAGGUCGGGUGUGAUUUAAAGUUUCCUUACCAAUACCAACAAAAAACACUUUAAAACAUUUAAAUGAUUCAACGAAGAGUGAUAAAGAUCUGAACUUGAGCUGAUUAGUUACUUAAUAGAUUUAUUCUGUCAGUUAUUUUGUUGAAUUAAUCGAUUGGUCAAACAGAUGAAAAUGGUGAGAAGUAUCACGAUAUAGAGCUAAAUGUGACAUCAUCAAAUGUCUCGUCAAAAUCUCAAAGAAAAAUGUUUUUAUUGAAACGUUAAAACAAAGAAAAGUUGUGACUUCUCACAUUUUCUUUUGUUUGAUUAAUCGACUAAUGGUUACAGCUGUAGUCUGAACACGCCCACGUUUUAACCCGUACCAUUAAAAGAUCAUGUCUUACUUUACAAUCUUUUACUUCUGAAAUCCUGAAAUGUUAAAAAAUGUUGUUUCUUCUCUUUUUUUGCUUUUUCUUUGUCAAAUAUUUGAAAAAUAAAAUGUAUAAAACUGUAAAUGUUGAAUGGUUUCACCGUCACUGUCCUCCUGCUGAACGUAAAAGGUUUGUUGUUUAUAAUGAUUUUGAAUGUAAGGUAACACUUCAUAAUAACCAUCAUUUAUAAAUGGAAAAUUGAUAAUUAAUUAAA
Molecule: messenger RNA, 3598 nt
Organism: Sebastes umbrosus (honeycomb rockfish)
Lineage: Eukaryota; Metazoa; Chordata; Actinopteri; Perciformes; Sebastidae
Gene: nfxl1
Product: nuclear transcription factor, X-box binding-like 1
Exons: 25
Coding region: 132-2828 (898 amino acids)
Biological process (GO): regulation of DNA-templated transcription
Cellular component (GO): nucleus
Molecular function (GO): DNA-binding transcription factor activity, RNA polymerase II-specific; RNA polymerase II transcription regulatory region sequence-specific DNA binding; zinc ion binding
Source: RefSeq, a predicted model, not a curated record